AUGGAUACGCCGUAUGAUCGGACCGACAUCCCCACGAUCGCAACGUGGGGAAGCGUGCCGAACUUCCUCCGACGCACCCACUUCCUCCCCCGCUACAACGUCCGUCGUGGUCGGAUAUUCCGUGAGGUUUGGGACAUUUCAACAAUUACCAUUGAUGGUUAUCAUCUCGAUUUCAAUCUCCCUGUCGCCAUUACCCCGCCAUUUUGUCUACAAGCAACAGCACAAAUGUCUAAAAUCGCCUCCACUUUCUCGCGCCUUGUGCGCUUCAAUCCCAAGUCUAACCCCUCGAAGAUCUUGAUCGGAGAGCCAGUCGACCCGAAAAUCGACGUGGGGUUGGCUCUGUAUCAAGGGCAGGAUGUCUCCGUGCGACCAUUCUCUGGGACAUCGGUGCUCAGCCCGGGCCAGAAAGUCGAGUCGACAGAAACGAUCGGGCGAAUCCUGUCUCCCUUGUCGCAAAAUGAAGUUGGCUCGAUUCGAUGCAUUGGACUGAACUACGCGUCGCAUGCCGCUGAGAUGAAGAUGGCCAUUCCCGACCUUCCAACGUUGUUCAUCAAACCGUCUACCUCCCUCGCCGAUCCCUGGCCUGCUCCCACUGUUCUCCCCAAGAUCACACAAGUCGAUAGCACGGGCGACUAUGAGUCAGAGAUGGUCAUCGUAAUUGGUCGCGACGCGAAGGAUGUUAGCGAGGAGGAGGCAUUGGACUAUGUCCUUGGCUACACGGCAGCCAACGAUGUCUCUAGUCGCACCUCGCAGAUGAAUCAGAGCCAGUGGUGCUUCUCCAAGGGAUUUGACACUGCCUGCCCAAUUGGCCCUGCUCUUGUAUCCGCCGCGCACUUUCCCGACGUCAGCCAGUUCCAGAUUCGCGGGCUGAAAAACGGCAAGGUUAUGCAGGAUUGUCCUCUAACGGACUUGAUCUUUAGCGUCCCCAAGCUGGUCAGUUUCUUGUCCCAAGGAACGACCUUGUCUGCGGGAACGAUCAUCUUGACUGGUACUCCUCCUGGCGUCGGAGCGGCGAAGAACCCCAAGGAGUUCUUGAAGGCGGGCGAUGAAUUUGCCGUCGAGUUGCUUCCGCACGUUGGAACGCUUAUUAACAAGACUGAAAAUCAAUUAUGA
Molecule: messenger RNA, 1113 nt
Organism: Aspergillus affinis
Lineage: Eukaryota; Fungi; Ascomycota; Eurotiomycetes; Eurotiales; Aspergillaceae
Product: fumarylacetoacetate hydrolase family protein
Exons: 5
Coding region: 1-1113 (370 amino acids)
Molecular function (GO): acetylpyruvate hydrolase activity
Source: RefSeq, a predicted model, not a curated record